AUGAAUAAUCAAACUUAGUUUACAAAUCCAGUUUAUUAGCCUGUAUAGACACCUUUGAUGACCAUGUAUUCGAACAUAUUUUCAUCUUAAACUCCAUUUGCAUCAUCCAAAGGAAUCAACCAAGAACCUAUAGUAACAGCUAUGGAUCAAAUAAUUGAAGAUAGAACUAGCGCAGAGUUCGGAUAACAUAGUCGACACAUUUCUCUAAAUUAUCAAAUUGUUGAAAAUGAUUUAAGAAAAGUAGUUGAAAAGAAAAAUUAUGUGGCCUGCUAAAUAUUUUGAUUAUAUUGAUAUACAUAUAUAUUAUUCGAUUGUCUUAA
Molecule: messenger RNA, 320 nt
Organism: Paramecium tetraurelia
Lineage: Eukaryota; Ciliophora; Oligohymenophorea; Peniculida; Parameciidae
Exons: 3
Source: RefSeq, a predicted model, not a curated record